AUGGAGGACUCGAACACGUCGAUGGGUCCAGCGGUUUGCCGGAUUUGCAUGUGCGGCGAGACAUCGAUUCCGUAUCUCGGGAAACAGGCCGGCGAGCCGCUCAUCUCCCCGUGCAGAUGCUCCGGAACGAUGGGACUGUAUCAUCGAAGCUGUCUGGAACACUGGCUCACGUUGACAAAGACGAAGCACUGCGAGAUAUGCAAGUUCGCGUUCAAGAUUACACAGUGAGCGAAAACGGACGAGUUUUAGAUAUUUUGCUUUAUUUGCAGAAAGUCCCGCAACUUCAUUGACUACGUUCGCCAACGAGGGUACGAAAAACAGAGAAACGACCCGGAGAAUCGGAAUCCGUUCGUCGAUUUAUCUUUCAUCGUCGUCAUCACUCCGCUCGCAUGCAUCGCAUUGUAUUUAUGCAUUCGAGGAGCUGCGUUGGCCGGACAGAAGUGAGAAGCUCCGGUUGAAACCGUUUUGAAUCCUUCUUUGUUUCAGAUAUCACUUUGCAUUCGAAAACCGCGAAAAUGACGAGAAUGGUCGGAAUCUGGAAAUUCGGAACGAGACUUCGAUGGGUAAACGAUCAGUCUCACUCCUUGAAAUACUUUUCAUUUUAGAAUUCGCCCUGUUCGUAUUCGUCGCCGUCGUUCUCUUCUUCGCGUACACCAUCUUCAUUUCGGUGAUGUUCGUAAAUCACUGGACCCAGUACAAGAAAUGGCAAACGAAGAACAUGAUCCUUUUCGUCGUUGAUCAGCUGGAUGCCGAGCAGUCGAUGCACUACAAUCCGCAAUGGAAACAUCGUCGCAGUCUCAGAUCGAGAAUUUCUCGCUCUUGGGUUCGUAUUCUAGCUUUCUGAGCACCGAUAAUAUCGAUCUUACAGAAGAAAAUGCGCGGGCAUCCGACAAUUGUUGUCACGCCCGAGAUUGUGAGAGAUGCAGUCAGUUUGAACUGUCUUCGCGAGUUUAAAUGCAAAGUGAAAAUUAAAUUGUUCCAGAUCCCCAUUGAGCCGAUCGUCGGCAUCUCUCCAGCUCUCGUCGCCAAUUUCAACCAUACUUCGCCCGACAGCGACAACACGCACAACCACGACGCAUCUCGGAACGCCAUCCCAUUCGGAGUGCGGUCACCCGAACAGGAGGUACAUCCGAAUAAGCCCAUCAUGGAAAUUGGCUCUGUUUCAGCUACAAGUGAGCAUGUCUUCGACUCCUCAAAUGUACGCCGAAAUGCCACGCAAACUGACGCUCUCGCCCAUCGGCCUCGACGAUCUUUUCGCCAGUUCUCCGUCUUCCUCCAGACUCCAUUCGGUUUCCUCGGAACGCCGCGACAGUCGAAGUAGCCUAUCACUCAAUUAUCAUAGCUUACUAUGAGUUCCUUUUGUUCCAGAAACCCAAUCCGUCUACUCGGUAUCUUCGUUCGGAAAUGGCGUCGUCACGUGCUCCACCCCACUCUCCACUCUCACUCAUUCCACGUCUUCAGUUUCCACUUUCAAACCGUGUCCGUCGACGGAAAAUGUGCUCGCCAACCAUGACGACGUCCAGUCGACAGUGACCGCCGACUCGCAAAAAGGCAGAUUCCACGUAGAAAGACUCGAAACGCCACGCUUCUGA
Molecule: messenger RNA, 1592 nt
Organism: Caenorhabditis sp. 36 PRJEB53466
Lineage: Eukaryota; Metazoa; Nematoda; Chromadorea; Rhabditida; Rhabditidae
Source: the annotation of a GenBank genome assembly